AUGCCGCUGGAGGAUGUCAGGGCCAACGCGCCCGACUGCGUGCUCUGGCAGCAGGUGUACCUAUUCAGCGAGAGGUGCCUCACCGAAUCGUUGGUUAAGAGGGCCGCAGAACAGGGCUGCACGGCCAUCGUGGUGACCGUGGGCGCUCCCGUCGACGGAGACAAGAUCAGCCGCCACGAGUACCCGCAUAGCCUUCCCCACGGACUCAGUACCGCCAACUUGGAUGCAUCGUUUUCCUAUCACAGGCCCGAUUGCACUGCCGUGAGCGAGCACUCCCGCGAAGUAAGCGCCAUGCAUUGCGCCACCUUCAAGGAGAUCGAAUGGCUGCGCACUCUUUCAGAGCUACCUGUGGUCGUCAAGGGUGUCCUUACGGCCGAAGACGCCCUCGAAGCACACCGGCAUGGUGCAGCUGCUGUGCUCGUGUCCAACCACGGUGGACGCCAACUGGACGGAACACCGGCAACAAUUGACGUCCUCGCUGAGAUCGUGGCUGCUGUGGGUGACAAGCUGGAAGUGUACCUGGACAGUGGAGUGCGCACAGGCGCCGACGUGGUCAAGGCGCUCGCGCUGGGAGCUCGCGCGGUCUUCGUGGGACGACCGGUGCUUUGGGGACUCGCAUACGACGGCAAACAAGGAGUCCAGAGGUUUCUGCGAAUACUGAGGAAUGAACUGGAGCACACCAUGCGACUGCUCGGUUGUUCGGACGUUAAUGACCUGUGUGAAGACUUCGUCUUUCACGAGAAGCGACACCCUAGGCCACUGCGGUGUGCUCUGUGAAGGCUGCAUGACUGGGUGCAACCGAUUCUUCGCAAAACAACAGCAGCGAUGAACAAGAGCGAGCAAAAGCACAGCAACCAGAAGAGCCAAGAAGAUUUCGAGUUUAGUCAUAAUGGUUAUGUGGACAUGAACGAAAUAUAGCCUAGUGCGGCUCAGCGGAGCUGGGGACAGUUAUUGCAAUUCAGGGCUUUACCAUGCCGUCAAUUCAGGACUAAAUUGAUGUCUUAUUGCUCUGGCUAGUCGGGGUUCGAACCAUAUUUUUUUGUUGUGUACUGACCGUGAUCAAGGGCGCUAUAACGCAAAACUAUUCCAAAUUUUUCUAUUCCAAUUCUGCAAUGAGCCCUCCGCGAUUGGUCAAAAUAUAUAUCAAAACGUUUAUUUAAAAGAAAAGAAUGCAGAAAGCGAGUGGGUGGAGCCCCUAGUCCAGGGCCCCACUGGCUUGAGCUGUCCACCGUGCUUGGUCGAGGAGCGCUAGUUGCAUCUCCCGAUCCUCGCUGACGAGCCAAGUCUCCCACUGCUCCCUUCCGGAAAGUUUGCCGGCUAUUUUCGGUGUAUUAAUUUUGGGUGGCCUGUUCUGGCAGUCUCACGUAAUGUGGGCGAGAGUUGGCCGGCCUCCGCCCAAGGACAGCGAACGCUGUACAGCGUUGUGUGAAUGACAUUUUUCAAAUAAAGGUUUGGA
Messenger RNA from Dermacentor andersoni, 1456 nucleotides. RefSeq names its product 2-Hydroxyacid oxidase 1-like. The record is from RefSeq and is a predicted model, not a curated record. Gene Ontology annotation, molecular function: oxidoreductase activity; FMN binding. NCBI's taxonomy places the organism in Eukaryota, Metazoa, Arthropoda, Arachnida, Ixodida, Ixodidae.